Naegleria gruberi is the source of this 627-nucleotide messenger RNA. RefSeq lists its product as uncharacterized. The record is from RefSeq and is a predicted model, not a curated record. Gene Ontology annotation, molecular function: protein binding. Lineage: Eukaryota; Heterolobosea; Eutetramitea; Acrasida; Naegleriidae. The coding region runs from base 1 to 627 and encodes 208 amino acids. The transcript has a single exon.
AUGGGAUCCAAACCCUUUGGAUUAAACCAAGAUUUGCACAAAGCAUUUGAAUAUUUUGAAAAUUCUGCUGAAUUGGGAUGUAUUGAUGGAAUUUUCAGAGUAGCUUAUGCCUACCACAGUGGUGAGGGUGUUAAAUUGGAUUAUUCAAAGGCAAUGGAAUAUUAUUUGAAAGCUGCAGAGAUGGGAGAUGCUUUGGCAAAGAAUAAUAUUGCAGACAUGUAUUUGAAAGGCCAGGGAGUUCAACAAAAUUUUCAAACAGCUCUCAAGUGGAUCAAAGAAGCAAUGGAACAAGGUAAUUGUGGCGAUAGUUUUGCAACUUAUGGAGAAAUGCUUUUUAAUGGAAAUGGUGUGGAAAAAGAUUACAAUACGGCCUUUGACCAUUUUAAAAGAUCAUCAGAUACUGGAGAAAAUUAUUUCGCACAUUUUCUGCUUGGAAGGAUGUAUGAGUAUGGAUGGGGUUGUAAAAAGGAUAUCAAUAAGGCUUAUGUACUAUAUUUGAGAGGAGCCAAAGAUGGAGAUGAUGCUGCUAUUGCUAGAUUGGAAAGCCCAUUCAAGAAUUCGUUAUUUACGAAAUCGUUCCACCUAUUUGAUACAGUAAUAUUAACGGUGGAAAAUGAAGAUAGUUGA